Molecule: messenger RNA, 219 nt
Organism: Cylicocyclus nassatus
Lineage: Eukaryota; Metazoa; Nematoda; Chromadorea; Rhabditida; Strongylidae
Source: the annotation of a GenBank genome assembly
AUGUUACCAUGCGUUUACUUCGAAAAGUACUGCACUGACGAAAACCUCAACCAUGGUGUACUUGUCGUUGGAUAUGGUAGUGAUUCGAAAGAAGGGGACUAUUGGAUAGUCAAAAACAGCUGGGGCAAGGAUUGGGGAGAAGAAGGUUAUAUUCGCAUGGCUCGCAAUCGCCAUAAUAACUGUGGUAUCGCAACGAUGGCCAGUUUUCCACUCGUUUAA